GCUACCUUACUAACCUCCGGAUGCUGACUACGUGAGAUUAGUGGGGCUGAGCCCAAAGACGGUUCCCUCUUUUGACAACAGGGUAUCACAUCGAGGAUGUGACGCGCCUUGCGCGCGGGAUCAGCAUUCUUUAGUUCAUUCCUUCAAAACUCGACAUGAGCCUCUUGAUCCUGUGCAUCGAGUGUCUCUUGGUAUUCGGCCUCUGCCUCGGAACAUAUAACCUCGCGAAAUGGCGCUUUGUCAAGACCUCCUUAGACAAUGUGCCAGGUCCCCUGCCGCCGUCGUUCGUGACAGGAAAUAUGGGACAGUUUCGCGGCCCGCAUUCCAUUGAGCUCCAGCGCGAUCUAGUGGAUAACUAUGACAGUCAUGUGGUAAGACUACGCGGCCUUCUCAACGCGCCAGUGCUGUACAUCUAUGACCCAAAGGCACUCCAUACCAUCCUGAUCAAGGACGAGAGCAUCUGGGAAGAAGUCCCAAGCUUCAUCGCGACAAACCUGGCGUUGUUUGGCCCCGGAUUAUUGUCUACACUCGGUGAGCAACACAGGAAGCAACGCAAGAUGCUGAAUCCCGUCUUCUCUAUCAACCACAUGCGGACCAUAACACCGAUAUUUUACGAUACCACACGGAGACUUCAUGAUGCCAUCGAGUCACGGGUCAAGAACGGACCGCAAGAGUUAGACAUGGCAGGCUGGAUGGGCCGAACUGCACUAGAACUCAUCGGACAGACCGGUCUCGGUUAUUCGUUCGAUCGGCUCGUGGCGGACGAGAAAGACGCGUUUGCUGAGUCCUUGAAACAAAUGUUCCCAAUCAUCUCCAAGCUAAAGGAACUGGCAUUGAUACUGCCUCACGUACGCCAGAUCGUACCCGCCUGUCUGCGAGGUCCUCUCAGCCGUGUCCUACCAAUAUCGACCGCGCGUGACAUGAAGUACACCGCGGAUUUCGUGGCGCAGAGGUCGCAGGAGGUAUUCGAGUUGAAGAAGCGCGCCCUGCAAAAAAGCGACGAAGCGUCUGCAGAGCAGGUUGGACAUGGCAAGGAUAUCAUGAGUAUUCUCAUCAAAGCGAAUACAAGUGCCUCCGAGAAGGACAGCCUGACAGAGUACGAGCUAGUCUCGCAGAUGUCCACCAUGAUCAUGGCGGCAAUGGACACUACGUCUAACACUCUGUCGCGGAUCCUACUGCUUCUCGCUGAACAUCCGGACGUCCAGCAGCGAUUACGGACGGAAAUAAUCGAGGCUUCGCAAGGCGAGGAUCUCGCUUACGACGCUCUCAUGCAAUUGCCUUAUCUAGAUGCGGUGUGUCGGGAAAGCCUCCGUCUGCACCCCCCUUUGCUAUGGUCUGGCAGAAUGUCUACACGAGACACGACCAUACCCGUCUCGAAAACCAUCCCCGGAUUGGACGGCACGCCAAUCAGCGAGUUUGCAGUGCCGAAGGGCACAGAAGUCAUCGUCGGUGUCCUAGGCUGCAACACGAGUAAGGCGUUCUGGGGUGAAGACGCGAUGGAAUGGAAGCCGGAGCGUUGGCUAUCGCCGCUGCCAGACUCCGUGACUGGGGCCGGCCUACCAGCUGUGGCAGGGAAUAUAAUGACAUUCCUUGGAGGCAAGCGUGCCUGCAUCGGAUUCAAGUUCGCCGAGAUGGAAAUGAAGGUCGUAUUGUCCGUGCUGCUGCCGAGCUUCGUUCUAGCUCCGACCGAGAAAGAGAUCAAUUGGAUCCCAGCGCCGGUGUGGUAUCCAGUCGUAGGACAAGACCGUUCCCAUCCGCGCAUGCCCCUCCGAGUAGCCAUGUACACAGGCGCGGCUUGAGAGGACUGUCUGUGAUGUUUGUAAGUCGGAUUUUAGGGUUCAGAUACGUAGAGAACGGUCGAACGUGAGCGUAUAUGUACUUAACAGU
Molecule: messenger RNA, 1887 nt
Organism: Fomitopsis serialis
Lineage: Eukaryota; Fungi; Basidiomycota; Agaricomycetes; Polyporales; Fomitopsidaceae
Product: cytochrome P450 monooxygenase
Exons: 15
Coding region: 156-1799 (547 amino acids)
Molecular function (GO): iron ion binding; oxidoreductase activity, acting on paired donors, with incorporation or reduction of molecular oxygen; heme binding
Source: RefSeq, a predicted model, not a curated record